Messenger RNA from Schistocerca gregaria, 7669 nucleotides. Its product is annotated as synaptotagmin-5. Lineage: Eukaryota; Metazoa; Arthropoda; Insecta; Orthoptera; Acrididae. Gene Ontology annotation, cellular component: membrane. The transcript has 11 exons. Gene Ontology annotation, molecular function: clathrin binding; calcium ion binding; syntaxin binding. Bases 26 to 1324 code for a protein of 432 amino acids. Gene Ontology annotation, biological process: regulation of dopamine secretion; cellular response to calcium ion; regulation of calcium ion-dependent exocytosis. The record is from RefSeq and is a predicted model, not a curated record.
AACAAAGAGCAAGAAGAAAUUAGAAAUGGCGGACCCCGCGGCGAUGCACAGCGAGGCGUCCUACCUGGCGGUGUACGGCCUGGUGUCUGUGUUGCUGGUCACGCUCGUGGGUGGCUUGCUGUACGUUGCCUGCUCGCGCAGGUACCGCCUCAACUGGUUCGAGAAGAACCUGCUGGAGGCCGCCGAGAAGGGCCACAUCGACGAGAGUGAGGAGGCGCUGGUGGAGGACACUGGAGAGGGCGACAAGUUCUGGGUGCCGCCCAGCCUGCACCGGCAGAACAGCUUCUGUCCCAGCGACAUCAUACAGGACACGUCUGGAGAGUCGAGCCCGUGCACGCCGCAGGGCUUGCCGCUGUCGCCGCAGCACGUACAGCAGCAGCACACGGCGCCUGCGCGGCCGCGCGUCUCCUCCAUGCACACCAAGCUGGACCACACCAAGAUAGACACCUCCCUCUACCAGAAGCAGGCACUGACCACCAGGUCUCCCAGUCUGCCUGAGGAGCCAGUGGGCUCCAUCCAGAUAGCGCUGGCGUACGACCCGGCAGCCGGAAUCCUGACGGUGCGACUUCUGGAGGCGCACGACCUUCAGGCGAGGGACUUCAGCGGCACCGCCGACCCGUACGCCAAGAUCCGCCUGCUGCCCGACAGGGGCAACGUCUGGCAGACGCGCAUCCACAAGAAGACGCUCAACCCAGUGUUCGACGAGGACUUCGUGUUCGAGGUGUCGCCAGCGGCGCUGCCGCGGCGCACGCUGGAGGUACUUCUGUAUGACUUCGACGCGUACUCGCGCCACCACAGCAUCGGCGGUGUGCAGCUGCCGCUGGCGCAGAUCGACCUCUCCGAGAGGCUCACCCUCUGGAGGCAGCUCGGGCCCUGCGCCGACCAGGACGCCAAGGCGGAGCUGGGUGAGGUGAUGGUGUCGCUGUCCUUCCUGCCAUCUGCAGAGCGCCUCACAGUCGUCGUGCUGAAGGCUCGCAACCUCAGAAUCAUCGACGACACCCGGGCGUCCUCUGACCCCUUUGUGAAAGUGGCACUGGUGCAAGGUGGCAAGCGUGUCAAGAAGAAGAAGACGGGUGUCCACCGGAACACAGUGAACCCUGUGUUCAACGAGGCACUCACUUUUGACGUCAGUCGAGAGGCACUUUCACGAAGCAGUCUUGAGAUCCAGGUGCUGCAUGACAGCCUACUGGGCCCUAGUGAGCUGCUUGGACGUGUAUUGCUGGGCAGUGACUGUGGAUCCCUCACGGACCGCGCCUUCUUCUCUGAGGCAGUUGCUAGCAAGACAGCAACAGCACGCUGGCUGCAGCUUAGUGAACCUCAAUGAGCCUGAGAACUGAGACACACUAGUAUGGCAUGAAGAGAGCCCACAGCCCAGAAGAGAACAGAUACCAAAGAUCCCGUGACAAUGUCACCUGUGGGCUUUGUCAAAGUUAAUUAAUUGUAGGAAAUGAGACAGGCUUGUGCCAACCAAGAAAGGGAAGUUCAUAAAAUUUUUGAUGACCAGCUCCUUCCAAUGUGUUUUGUGACUAGGUCUGCAUUUUGUUCCACCCUAAUGUUGUGAUUGCACUCAUCCAACAAUAUGUCUGUGAUUGAAACAAUACACUUUCAACUGGUUACACAACCUCCAGCUAUAUUCCAGGAUGUUUAAGGACAAGACCCGCAUCUCCAAGGAACUUUAUAUCAUUUCUGAAAGUUAUAUUGAUUGAUAAUUGUGAGUUGAUAAUAGAUCAAUUAAGUCCUUUAAGAUGCAUCAAGAUAAAGAACAUCCUUCUUUUCAUAUAAAUAGCUUUGAAAACAGAACAUGAGAUUCACUGAAUUAAACAUUUGUUUUGGUUUUGUUUUGCACUGUCCCUGUUAACUGAAACUGUUCAUUUGAGGUGUUAUUUACCUUCCAAUUUCUCUCAUGGUUUCUCCGGCAUUAUUGACUAGGAACACAUGGGUGCAAAAAUAAAUUGCACUACUCCACUGCAAAUUGUUGUUGUUGAGGAAAAUUUGGUUUCUUUACUUUCUUGCAUGCCUUUUAUGGUAGUGGAUAACAGAAAAUAUUGCUAAAUAUAGCAUUUCAGUAAAUCUAAUAAAAUUUACAUUGGUCAACAUUUAGUCACAUAAAUGACAUCAGACACGGACCUACGACUGGGAAAUAAGCUGUAAAUAUAUUCAUUGUAUGUGCUAAAGAAAUCCAUGUGGUAAUAAAAUUGAAAUAAAUAUGAAAUUUACAUGGUAAAGACUACAGACUAUGUAUGAAGACUCAUUCUGACUGAAUAUACCGGUUGUAGACUCAUAUAAUGCACCAACAGUUGUGUAUUAUUAUUAUUAUUAUUAUCAUAUCUGCUACUGCUUGCAUUUGCCUCUUCAGGUGGUCAGUUCACCUGCAGAGGCAUGAGUAUACCACAGCUGAUGAACAUGAGCAGUGGGUUGGACCUGCCAUUCAUCAUCAUUUACACCCUUCUCCCAAGUCUUCUCACACGGCUGGUUGUAUGCAGUGAACAAAACCAUAGCCACAGCACUUAUCACAAGCAACCAAUUUGAACAGCCCUUUCUGUGGAUUCCCCUAAGCAUUCUCCUUUACAAAAGUAACAUCAUAAAGCAAUAAAACCCUACUAAAUAUUGAAAAUCAUGUUGUAUCACUGUCAUCUAAUAUGACAGUCUUCAUUAUUACUACCAGUCUCAGUUCUUACUGAUCAUCCUAAGGCACAGGAAGUUUUAUAAUUACAAUAUCUUUGUGAUACAUGUAUGGGGUUCCAUUUUGCUCUAUGUAUAAUCCAUAAAAUGAACUGAAGAACAGAACUCCGUAUGUAUAAUUUAAAAAUUGUUCUAAAGAUCCAGUAUAUCAAUUUUGUUACAUUCCAUCCUGGAUUUUCCAUUGUCUGAUUAGUAUAAUAGUAUGCCACAUAUAAUUUCUGGAGGUCUGUAAAUUGUUGGAACAAUAUCACUGGUAGAUCUCUGAACCAUGACUGUCUAGUUGUGACAUUCUCCCAGCAUGUGUUGUAUGUUUUGUAGGGUUAGACUAUUGAUGUGUUGGACCUUCUGAACAGCAUUUGGAUUCUACAUAAUGCCAUUUGUGAUCCAGUUUGUGUUUUGGUGCUAUAUUGAAUGAGAUGGAAUCCCAUGUACAUAUUCACACAGAUUUUGUAAUAGAAAAAUUUCCUGUACAAGAUUAAGAUAAGUAACAAUCAAAAAUUGUACCAAUAAAAAAAGACCAUUUGGCAGUGGUACACGAUUCUUGACAAACAUGUGCAAACUGAAAAUAUUGCAGGAGCUGUUAUUAAAAAGUGAUAAGUUGCUAAUGCUACAAAACUGUGCUGACCACACUUCAAAGUCCCUUCUUUCAAUUGAUACACCUAUUUACUUAAGAAACUAAAUAGUGUUUACUGACAAAAAUUGUGACAUUAAGGCUGAUGGUUUUCCUUAUCUGUUCAGGACCUUUCAAAUUGCCAUUAUGUUCUUUUAUUUUGAUGAACUCUUUUAAAGAGCCCAAAUCUUCUCUACCUUAUUCUUUCAAUUGCCCCAAACUCAUUCACUCCCCCCCCCUCUCUCUCUCUCCCCCUCCCCUCCCUCUCUCCCUUGCACUCUAAGACAAUUAAGAUUUAUGAAUAGUAUGUUCUUUGUAUUUUCACAUUAACAUACAUAAGAGUUGUAAAUAAUUAAUCCUCUGCUAUAACUACAUACAGGAUGGCCACAGAGCUCAUCUAAAGCAAUCAGUAUUAUAUGAGUUUCCAACUAUGUUAUUUCAUACCAUUGAAUAAUUCCAUAAUGAAUAUAUUGUCAGUUGCAAAUAUAUGUUCUUUGACACAUACAAUGUUUUUUCUCCUGUUUAACUUUAAUUUAUGUGCUACAAGAACUAUGAGUAUCUUCUAUUAUGUCAGAUAUGAGAUACAAAUAUCUAUACAAUGUGUACAAUAACUGGUCAUAGAUGAACUAUUUUAUUCAUUUAUUGUUUCUUAUGACUGUACCAUAUUGUCAUUAACUAGUAAUUUAGACUGUAUGUGAUACUUUGCUUUUUACCACUGUAAGACAUAAACUGAGGAAUUUUGUGUAGGGACGCUCAACAUCUAUACUUGUAUGUAAGGUCAUUUAUCAUGAACACUAGGAGAAUAAACUUUUUAAAUAAUAAUAUAAAUUUAUGUCAUGAAUUCAGUUUUUUCAUACACAAAAAAUUAAUGGUACCAGCACAUGUCAUUCUGCUUGUUACACAAUAAGUCUUCCAAUUGGGUUAUGGAAUGACUGAAACAGCAGACCAGAAAUAUGAAAAAGUGACAAAAUAUGGCCUCACAUUUUCCUUUAAUAUUUCAGUUUAUUGGUUUCAUGUUUUACAUUUUACUGAGACUGAUGUACAUAGUUGUUCUAGCAAACUAUUCAUAGAUUAGUCAUUCAGUGUGUUUUAGUGGUGAAAUUUGCUAUGAAGAAAGCGUAUACUAUAUUUAUUUUCAUUUGACUAUAAAAAUUAUAAAUUGCAUUCAGAAAGCUUUGUAGUCACAGGCAACUACCCAGAGCAAAGUGUACUCUUACAGCACCCUUCUACAGAGAGGUGAAUCACAUCAUUAACAUUGUUGCAUGGAAAACAAGAAAUAUGUUCAAAUACAUUCACAGUGACACUAAAUGAUCUACACUAUUUUCAUUGCAGAAUAUGCUUUAGUUAACUGAAUUAAAAUUUUAUUCUUCACGGUUUUCAACAUACAUUGUAAUGUUUUCAUAGAGAUGGCACAAUAUGAAUGUCAGCAGAAGGAAUCUUGAUUUGUGACAGUAUGCAAAGGUGUGCUGUAUCAAUAUCUCUGAUGAAAAAUAAGUGUUAACAUAAUGUUUUAAGAUGUCUACAUUAAAAAAAGUUCCUCUGAAAGAUCACAGUACUCUUUUUUUUACAAAAUAUAUAAGGGACAUUCAGUAAUCCAGUAACUAAACAGACAAAGUGAUGUAGGGAAAAAACUGUAUAUUUUUACAAGAGACUUCUACUGUUUCUGAACAUAAUACCCACCAAUACUAAUACAUGUGCCCCAAUGAUGAACAAGUUUUUUUUCCACCUGAUGCAAAUAAAUCUUUGUCUUUUUUUCUGAGCCACUUUCCUACAAAUUGUUUGACCUCCUCAUAGUUACUGAACUUUUUCCCAUAUAAUUCCUCCUUGAGUGGACCAAACAAAUUAAAAUUCAAACUAGACAAAUCUUGGUUGUAGGGAGAAUGAGGUAGUAUCUCCAAAUCCAUUUUUUCAAUGGUUUUCUUGGGUCAGCUGGGCAGUGUGAGGGGGGGGGGGGGUAUUCUUAUGUAGCAAUAUCAUGCCUUUUCUUUGAGAUAUGCAAUGUUUUUCUCUCAUUGCUGCCUUUACUUUGUUUCUCACUAUGUCUGAAUAGUAGGCACUAUUUAUUGUAUGCUGAUUUUCCAAAUAAUUACAAAAGACAACACCUUGGGCAUCCGAAAAUGGUCAACAUGACUUUUCCCAUUGAUUCUUGCAUUCAAAAUUUCUUUCAGACAGGUGAGCUGGUGUGUUUCCAUUCCAUGCUUUGUGUUUUGGACUCUGAUUAAAAAUUGUAACCCAAGUUUCAUCACAAAUUAAAAUUUUGUUUAGAAAAGGGUCACCUUUUGCUUCAUAGUAUUCUUCAAGUCUUUACACACUUUGAGUCUUGUUACCGUACACUGCUGCAUUCACUCUACCAGAACCCAUCUUGCACUUGUUUUCCUGUGCUUAAGAUUCCUACUGAUAAUGUUAUUAACUGUGCCCACACUUACUGCAACUGUUUUUGCUAUAUGUUCAAAUGUAACAUGUUGGCCUUCAUGAAUAACAUUAUCAGUGCAGGUAGCAAGUGAAGGAAUUGACAUCUCAAAUUGCUGGCCUGGAUGCUGUUCAUCAGUUACUAAGGUCUGACUCUUUUUUAACUGCUCUACCCACUUAUAGAAACUUCCACAGCUCAUACAACUUUCAUCAUACUGUAAAAUCAUUCAAGAAAAAUAUUUUAAUCCAUUUUUCACAUUCAGAAAGCAAAAACCAGAUCAAUGAAUGCUGAUCAACUAAUGUGGAAAUCUAAAGAAGACAAACCAUCAUUAAAUGCAAUAUUAAGUUUAUAAACAAAACUACUUUUAAUCCAGCAGCUUCCCUCAACUCUACCCAGCAAUGCUGACCCGAAGUCAUGAAAGUACAAUUACUGAGAGUCCCUCUCUCCCCUCAAAACUGACUGCAGAAUAUAUAAUAUCCUCAAAAUCUGUAUGUUUGCUUACUCAAUGUAGCAUUACUGCACUUGCAACUCCAAUCAUAAUCACCAUUUUCAUGGAAAUGAUAUAAUUAUUACUUUUAUUGCUUCUCUGCCCUAUCCUUAUUUAUUAUACUCCUAUAAAAAGAAAACAAUUGCUUGUUUGGAACAUCUCUGCCUCUAGUGCAUAAUUUCUAUGCAGUUUCAGUUUUGUCUUCUGUACAGCUUAACAUUUACAUCCUCUUACUUUUUCUGUAUUGUUUGUUUGUUUCUAUUCCCUAUUUUAGCCCUUUAACUCCACACAAAUUAUUCAAACCAUUAAAAACUAACUAUGGCAAGUCAUCUGCAAUUCAUUCCUUAACAUCACUACCAGAUUCUGACACACAAAAAAUUACAUCCCUAAAAAUAUGUAAUUGAAUACUGUUCACACUGCAACAAAAAAGGCUCAUUUAGUGCAAUGUAAGAUUGAAUUAAGUGGUAAGUAUGAAAUCAGGAUCAUUUAAUCAGGAAUUAACACUUAAAUAAAUUUGUAUAAAAAAUCUGUAUUUACCUUAAUAAACCACAGAAAUUUAAGAGACAGCAACAUUUUAAGGUUCAUGGAAACUUCUUGUUUUCCAGCAGUCAGUGUUUAAAAUGAGGUCAGUGGGCAAAGUAGAAAUUGUCAACAGUUACAAGGGUCCACUGUGGUCUUGCUGUUUCUUCAGGUCCUUUCUUGCCCCAAGUAACAGAAUAUUUAUUUAUUUGUAUUUUAUUCUUACAAUAUAUUUUUCUUUUUCUCUUUGUCAGCAAGCAAAAGAACCACUGUUCUGCAAGCUCAAAAUCACUUAAAUAGUUCAUAUCAGCUUCUUCAAUGAUAUGGUACCAAACCUCUCUCCAAUAAGAACCAGUUUGUCAUUUAUUUGGUUGUUCAUGUUAUCUAAAACUGUAACCUGAAAUGAACGUGACAAAUUAUUACUAAUACACUGUACUUGAAUUAACCUUCAGUGCUUGGAUUUAUUAUUUGUGAGUGUCAGCAGUACAUCUCUUUGCAGGGAUCAAAAAUAUUAAGAUAGUUGCCAGUGAUAUUUUCAUGCUAUUAUAAACCAAAGAAGUCAAAAACGUGUUACAUAUUUGUUUAUAAAAAAAAAAAGAAAAAUGAAAAAAAGAAACAAUCUUUGUGACUUUCUCUUUAGUACACUUCAGGCAGCUGCCAGCUACUUGAUAACUGAUUAAAUGUCUGUUGAAUGUACUUAUUUUAUAUUUAUAGAUCUAUUAAAGAACUGAAAUUAACACCAAAUGUAUUUACAAUGAAAUAAGAUACGCAACUGCACCUAAUAACCCUUUUAAAAUGUUGAACCAUUUCUAAAUGUGAAGCUAAAUGUGUCUAUAAUGCAUCUGCAUAGUUAUCUAUAUACAGUCAGAUACUGUAUGUGUUAUGUAUUCUAUAUUUUUAAGUGUUUAUUAUAAAAUUUGUGUCCAACAUAUUGAAAUAAACUAUUUUCAAAGCAACUAAA